This is a messenger RNA of Drosophila ananassae, 1980 nucleotides long. RefSeq lists its product as uncharacterized. Lineage: Eukaryota; Metazoa; Arthropoda; Insecta; Diptera; Drosophilidae. Bases 88 to 1944 code for a protein of 618 amino acids. The transcript is spliced from 6 exons. The record is from RefSeq and is a predicted model, not a curated record.
UUGCCGAAAAAACAUAUUACUAGUGUAAAAAGUAGCAUUUUGUGUGUGUGUCUCGCAGGUGGAAAUAGUUAUAUUUUGAUAUAAACGAUGACUGAGGGAUUUUUCGAAAGGCCCAAGCUGCCCUGCGGCGGCGGUAUCACGCCCAGACCCAUCUACCAGAAACUAAUGAUCGAAAACCUGACCAUUAUCAGGCCUCCAAUCCUGAAGAUUUUUUAUUGGGAGAACUUUGAUAUUUCGGGAUUAAAUAGAAAGUUACGCUCGAACCGCGCAGAACAUGAACACAUUAUUGCCGUGCCCGUACGCCAGAUCCACAGUCAGCCCCUGAAGAUGAUUUUCUGGAUGCGGAAUCUCUCUGACAAGGAACUAGAACUUUCUUUGAAGCGUCUACAAAACUGUCAGUGCCAACCACUGCAGACACGAGUGGGAUUCAACCAGUUCCGCCAACUCUUCCACUGCCCUCAUCGACGGCUGCUCCAAGUGAAUCAGGAGGCCAUGAAAAUCAAGCCCGAUGAAGUCGUGGCCCUUACGGUUACGGCCUACUUUUUCCUUUACGGUGAGCAUUUGCUCACCUAUGAGGUCAGCACUGGCGAUCACCGGAAGUUCCUUUGGCAUUUCAAGCUAGAGAUCUCGGCCUUUGACCCCGAGAAAUGCCUUCUCACGAAGGAACUCAUUCCGGUGAACAUAAGAAACUACUACCAUGUGACCCAACCUAUUUGGGUGCAGAACAUCACUAUGCAGCACCUGACAUUUUCUUUUUCUUCGAGGGAUCGUGGUAUGAAGCUGCUCAACAUGAGUCUCACCGUUCCGAGGCAAAGCGUGUGGCCUCUAUUGGUGGACUAUCGACCUUUGGACUACGAAAAUGAGGCAGAAGUUCUGCUUUCCUUCGAAAACGCCAAGGCUCGCUAUAAAAUCAAGGCUCGGGGCGUCCUGGCAGAUGACAAGGAGGAAACGGAUAUGCCUUUAAAGGAGCGGGAGUGUGUCGACUUCCUGCAUGUCAUCUAUCCCAACCGCGUCAGUUUCGAGGUCUGCCUGCGGGAGGAUCGAACUCAGCUUGUGAAUGUCCACAACUACGGACAAAAAUGUAUGGAGUUCCGCUGGCAGAGCUACAUCAUCAACGAAUUCUUCUCGGUGGUCUUCAAUCCGCCCACAUUCCGGCUGAAGGGUCACCACUCGAAGCUCUGUGAGAUCAAGGUGUCCGUUUUCGACCGCCUGGUGCAUUUCCGGCGCAUUCCUAUUGUGCUGGAAGUGCACCGCAUUCUGGACCGCGCCACCCUGAUCGCCAAGGCGGAGCUGGAGGAGAUCGAGUCCAUUGACGAUCCCAAGUGGAAGGAGGAUAGCUACGUGGAGCACGUUUAUCUACAUCUAAACAUCCGCACCAUUGUGAAGCCCGCUUCGGAGGCCAGCGAUGAGUUGGACGCUGCCGAUAAGAUUGAUCCCACCGCCGGCCCAGUGCCCUGCAGCCAGUUUGGUCAUGGCAGUGGGUUGCCUCCCGGAUCGGUGUCCUCACCAGCAGCUGGAGCCGGAGGGGAUGGACCUCCGCCAGCGCCAGUGCUGUCGCCAGCCAUGAUCGAGGAGCAGCGAAAGGAGGCGGAGCGCAAGGAGACCAUCUCCCGGCUAAUGGCCAAGAACAAACUCAGUUCCAACGAGGUCAUAGAGCUGAGCAUGGCCAUUGACCAGCGAAUCACCAUCUUCGAGAAGCUCUUCUGGAAAUAUCUCAGCAAGUCCAAAUUCAUGCGCAUCAAUCCGGAGCGGAAGCGGGUCAAGGCUGUGAAGACAUAUGAGCAGGUGAUUGCCUCCGAUAUAGAGCAGAAUCCGGACAAUAAUUCAGAAACCGAUAGAAACCACAUUAUUGAAAUUGUUUCCCGUUUAAUGCAGGAAGCCAUAAACGACCUGGCCAAGAACUGGGUCUUCAUUCCGGCGCAGUACUACGACCGCCAUCCUUAAGUGUUCCCACCGUUAACUAAAUGCAUUGCACCACCA